AUGUCGGAGGACGCUGGGCUUCCCGUGCCACGGAGUCAGUGGGUUGAGAGGAGCGUCAGCUGUGCGACGUGCGGGAAGAGAUUCUCCCUCUUCACCGCCAAGUCGAACUGCCCAUGCUGCGGGAAGCUUUGUUGCUCCGACUGCGUUCAGGCCGAGUGUGCCAUUGUGGGCGGCAGUGCUCCGUCAAAAGUAUGUAUUGAUUGCUUCUCAAUGCUUCAGAGCCGGCGACGCGUGGAGCCGGAUGAGGGAUCAUCUUUUCGGGAAUUUAAUGCGGCAUCUGCAUUUCCGCUUCAGACGCGACUCCUCGCUGACGGGCGGGUGGAAAGUGGAGAAACUUCUCGGGUAAGCCCGCCAAACGAUGGAAGGGUGCAGCAUUUUUCGAGAGCCAACGGGUACAGCAAUUCUUUGCCCGUGCUCGACGAGUAUGUUGAUGAUCUGCUGAGGAAGUCAGAAUUGCUUCGAAUGGAGAAUGAUGUCCUGCUCAACCGCCUCCGGGAACAGGAGGCUGAGAUCCAAGCGCUUCGUUUGGAACGGGAUCGGGCCGUUGCACGCAUCGUGCCUGAUGGAGGAAGUAUGGCAGGCAGAAGUGGUACCCCACAAGUGUCUGAUGAAAUCGUCAAGGAAUUGCGUGAAGAACUGGCCGUAGCUCAUCUUCGCAUUGAGUCAGUGGAAGGGGAACUGAAGAAUGCACUGGAUCGGGCAAAAUCGAGCGAAACGGUGGUGAAAAAUCUGAAACAACACCUAUGUAAUUAUAAGGAAGAAGUUGUCCGACUUCUACAGUCCCGAGAAGAAGUGGAAAUGCUUCCAGGGGUUAGUGGUCAUAGGGACAUGAUAUCAACACGUCGCCUUCCUCCAUCUAUUGUACAGGAUACAAUACUCGCAGUUGUUCCACCGAAGUCCUGUGCCGCAAUUGGCACGGACGUCGAUCUGCGAGACUGGGGGUUUGAUACCUUCGAGGUGGCCUCUCGUGUCCCAUCGGUGCUGCAAAGCGUCGCGAUGCACGUUGCAUUGGCGUGGGAUUUUUUUGCUUCUCAGGAAGAGGCACAAAAAUGGGCUUUUUUGGUUGCCGCGGUGGAAAACAACUACAGACCAAAUCCUUAUCAUAAUGCGAUACAUGCGGCGGAUGUUCUUCAAGGCACGUUUUCUCUUGUGUCGGCUGCAAAGCCAUUGAUGGAGCAUUUGACACCACUGGAAUGUAAGGCUGCCGCAUUUGCUGCACUGACACAUGACGUUUGUCAUCCGGGACGCACAAAUGCCUUUUUGGCUGCUGUGCAAGAUCCUGUGAGUUUCAAGUUCAGUGGUAAAGGGACUUUGGAACAGCUUCACACGGCGACAGCGUUUGAAUUAUUGAAUGUGACCGAAUUUGACUUUACCAGUUCAAUGGACAACGCAUCGUUUCUGGAAUUCAAGAAUAUCGUGUCGCAUCUCAUUGGGCACACCGAUAUGUCUUUGCAUUCUGAGACUGUUGCGAAGCAUGGGGCAAAGUUGAGUGCUGGUGGUUUUGAUUGCACAUGUAAAGAGGAUCGUUUGGAGGCCCUUUCACUUCUUCUACAUGCCGCUGACAUUGGUGCAAGUUCUCGUGGCGUGGCUAUUGCGAGAAAGUGGUUGGUGAUUCUGCAGGAGUUUGCUGAUCAGGCUGAAGAUGAACGCCGUCGCGGCCUUCCGGUGACUCCCGGUUUUGAAACACCGUCUUCUGUGGAAAAGUCGCAGAUUCCUUUUCUUGACUUUUUCGUUAUACCCACCUUCGAUCUGCUGCAUCAACUGUUUCCGAGUAUCGAGGAGCCCCUGCACAACCUCCGCAAAUUGCGGGAAUUAUACGCCGCAAAGGCAGGCGUGACGACACCGUUUCCCCCGCCAGUUGAUUACCGGAGCCGUGAGGAAAAGAUAAGGAGUCUUGAGGCAGAACUUGCGUACUUUCGCAGGCGGGAAGAGGAGUUUCAUCGCCAGUUGCUGGAGCUGAGAACAGCCAGUGAAAAUGUGAAUAAAAAUUCUGCCGCGCUAAUGACGAGUGAGGGGGCGUUAAAUAAGCAAUCUCAGUUGGUGUGUAGAGGGGAGGGAAAUAUGAAUGCCGACUGGGCGGAUGCCGGAGGUGGGUUUCGGAAUGAGAAGGAUGUGAGGGACUUGCAAGAUGUGUCCAUGGACCACCUGGUGAGCAGCAAGACCGUUGAACCGGACACGGGCGAUAGCAGACCGCGAAGCCGACGGGGAAGCAAGGCUGAAACGACGAAAGCUUAUGAGCGAAACUUGGGCGAACGAGAAGCGGCGCUCAUGGCGACUGCGAGAUUAAUGGAGAAUCGUGAGAAAAGGUUGGCCGUCCUUUCCGAAAAACUCGCAGAAAUUGCAGAGGGGCUGCACGAGGAGAGGAAGCGCUUAAAACCCAUGGAAGAAUUUAAGACUCCCUGCUUUUCCCGAGAAACAGAACUUAUUUCUGAGGAAAGCGCGUCCAUGGAUGUUACGCAUCGUUUUUCAACUCAAUGGGAGGCGGAAGGACGUCUUGCAAGGAAAUACAGAGAAUUGGAUGAACUACUUUUGAUUGUGCGUGCUAUGCGCAUGGGGUAUGCGGCAAGACGCAACACGCAUCUUGGGUGGAAAGCUUUGUCUGCGACCCUAGCGGAACGUGAGGCGGCUAUUACUGAGGCUGUGGAGUUGUCACGUCAACGACGUAGGCAUUUGGAGGAGGGAAGAGGACUGCAUCCCACGGCAACACAACUGGACCGAUUGGAGAACGCCAUCUUUCAGUUGAUGUCAGCCACCACUCUGUUGACGCAGUGCUGA
This is a messenger RNA of Trypanosoma cruzi, 2775 nucleotides long. RefSeq lists its product as uncharacterized. The record is from RefSeq and is a predicted model, not a curated record. Gene Ontology annotation, molecular function: 3',5'-cyclic-nucleotide phosphodiesterase activity; metal ion binding. Gene Ontology annotation, biological process: signal transduction. The transcript has a single exon. The coding region runs from base 1 to 2775 and encodes 924 amino acids. Lineage: Eukaryota; Euglenozoa; Kinetoplastea; Trypanosomatida; Trypanosomatidae.